UAUCCCAUUGAAUUUAUCGUAUUGGCUACACUGUCAUUGUGAUUAAGAUUUUUAUAAAAGUAUUAUUGUUGACAUUUUGUGAUUGCGGCUUCCCGCUGCCGCUAAUAUUGCAGAAGGUACGCCAUGACUGCAGCUCAUGAGUGCUUGAAGUUUCAACGUCCUUAAUAUUCAAUCGACUUGUGACUUGUUUACCGUGGUCGUGGUGCCUGGAGUUUUUGACUUGUGCAUUUGUAAGUUUAUUGGAAGUCUGAAGUUGAUUGGUGAUUAGUUCCUAAUCCAUCAAAAUGGAUACCAUUUAUCCAAAUGACGAUGAGAUCAAAUUUCGAAAAAAUAAUUAUGGAGGUGUUGAAGAAAUUUUGAACUGUGAAGUUAAAUGUACAAUUUGUAACAAUGAUUUAUUACACGAAAUUAUUUCAAAGAAAAUGAUAAUGGUUCAUCAAAGUCAUCUAUUUCUAUGUUGCUACAACUGUUUCUACAAACUGUGUGAAGGCAACAUGUAUAGUUGUAUCUUGUGCAAAUCCAACAAAGAUCUAUCUAAUUGUAUAAAAUGCAAUUUCAAUGUUUGUAAUCGGUGUGUAGAAAAUCAUGAAAUUGAUAUUGUUUCUAUUGGUGUUUUAAAUCAAUGCUUCAAUUGUGCACCAAAAAUGUUGUGGAAGAAAAGAGCUCUAGCUGCUAAUGUAUUGAAAGUAUUUUGUUCUCAACUAUGUCUGCCUAAUGGUUUAUUAGUGAAUGAAACAGAUCACGAACAAGCUGUUCGAAAAUACUUAUUAAAAGAAGCUAAAAUUGGACAAAAUUCUAAAAUAGAUCAAAUUAAAAACAAUUUAUGCAUUGAUUUUAUUUUAAAAUCAUAUAAGUUAUCUUUAAUGAAUGAACUGUCAACAUUUUCUUCUAACAAUCUAAGUCCAAUUAAUGAUCAUUUCAAUGAGUUUAUCAGUAUUUGUGAGCAUGUUUUAGAGAAAACAUGUUCUACUUUAACCAAUUUCAAGAGAAUAUUUAAUAUUAAUUCAUAUUUGAGUCCUGGAGUUUCUGCUAUAAUGAAAUCUCUAUUAAAGCCUGUCGAUGAAGAUGAAAAUGUUUCAGUUAAUAAUUCAAUAUUAAAUAGAAAUUUAAGCAAUAAAACUAAAAGCAAUACAGCUGAUCUUUUAAUAAAAACACCAAACAGAUCUACUAAAAGAAGUUUAAGAUCAGAAAAGAAACCAAAAAUUAAAACUAAUGAUUCAAGCACAAACAAUUCUUCUUCAACUGUCCAAGAAACAUCUUUAUCUCUAAAUGCUCAUUCCACACCUAUGUGCAUAGAUAGAAAAUUAACUGUUGUUUUAGAACGGUUAGAUGAUUCUUUUGUAUCAAAUAUAAUUAAAAAUAAGCCAUCUAAUAAAAUUCAUCUUGAUUUGGAAAAAAAGGAGAUAGCUCAUCCUUUAAAUUUAUUUGAUGAUAAUAGUGAUAGUGGUGAUAAAGAAGAGUACACAAGAAAAUUGAGAAAUCGUACAUUAUUAAAAACUAAUAAGAUAAAAAACCAGGUUAAAAGCUCAACUAAAAAUCAAAAUAUACUUAAUGAAAAAUCUGACGAUGAAAAAGAAAAUGAUAGGCUGAUUAAUUUAAAUGCCAUUGAAAAAUUUUCUACAAAAGUUGAUAUAGACGAUGAAGAUAAUUCUGAUGAUACUAUUAUAAUACCGACAAAAAAUACUAAGUUAAAAGUAUCUCCAAAAAGAUCAAAAAAUGAAAUUAAUAAGUUGGAAACCAUUAAUCAAUUUCUUUCAACACUUGACGAGACCGAUUCUGGUACUGAUAACGAUUAUCAUAAUGAUGAAAAUUCUUUUGAAUCAGUGAAAAGUAUUUUUAAUGAAAUCGAAAGUUCUGUAGGAAUUCCUCAGAUUAACAUAGAAAACAACAGUGGCAAUGACAGUGAUGACAGCUCAAUUGAUGAUGUGAUAAAUUCAUGCUUAACUGCUUGUAAAGGACGUAAUAUUGAACAUUAUCAUAAAAAGACUCAAGAAUCUCAAACAAACAUUAAUGAUAUGGAUACUAUGUCUGAAUCCGAAUUAGACAAUGAAGACAUUGAAAUGUCAGAAUCAUCAGAUGUACAUAAUAAUACAACUAUUGUCACUCGUUCAAAACAACAAUCAUCAUUUAAAAUGCUAUCAAUAAGUGAUGAUGAUAGUGAUAUUGAUUUUAAAAUCAAAAAUAAAACAAAAGCAACAAAAAGAAAGCUGUUAACAUCCAACUCGUCUGAAAACAACUCAGAUUCUUCAUCAAAAUUUUUUAAAAAAACACCAAAAAGUAAAUCUAAAAAUGAUGUUAGUAAAGCUAGAUUAUUUGACUUAACUAGUAACAGUGAUAGUAGCAAUUAUAGUAGCAGCAGUUCAGAAGAGGAUUCAUCUCCUAUACAUGUUAGAAAACGAAGAAGAAUUGUAAAUCUAUCUAAUGAUGAAUCUGAAGAAGUAAAUGAUUCUGAUAACAGUAAUGUAUCAAAAAAUCAAAGUUUAUCAAAGAAAGGGCGAAAGAAUAUUCGUAAAUUGAAAAAAAAAGAAGAUCUCAGCGAAUUAACACAAAGUGCUUUAAAAGAAGAAGAAUUACGUAGAAAGCGUAUUGAAAAACGUCAAAAAGAAUACAAUAAAUUAUGUAAUUUGCCGAGACCAACGGAAUCAUGUAAAAAGUUGGUAUUAGAUUUUGAUGAAAAUACAAUGGAAGAACUUGUUACAGUUCAUCCAGAUCUCGUUAAAUUUCUCAAACCUCAUCAGGUAAAAGGAGUGACAUUUUUAUGGAAUUCUGUAUUUGAAUCAUUGAGAAGAAUAAAAGAACAUAAAGGAAAUGGAUCUAUCUUAGCUCAUUGUAUGGGUCUAGGUAAAACUCUACAAAUUAUUACUUUAAUUCAUACAUUAUUUAGAUAUCCAGAGACUGGUAUUAAAACUAUUUUAAUAAUUACCCCUAAUGCAACAAUUGAGAAUUGGUGUAAGGAAUUUUAUAAAUGGUUACAUGAUAUUGAUGGAGAACCUUUUUUAGUACUUAAUUUUACUGAAUCAAAAACAUAUGAAGGUCGUAAAAAAAUUAUAGAUGAAUGGAAAAGAGAACAUGGUGUAUUAGUUACAAGUUAUCAGUUAUUUAGAUCAGUAGUUAAUUUCAAGAAUAUUGAUAAGUUCCCUACUAUCUCUGAAGGUCUUGUUGAUCCAGGACCAGAUUUGGUCAUAUGCGAUGAGGGACAUGUAUUAAAAAACCAUAGCACUGCAAUAUCAAAAGCAGUUAAUCGUAUUAAAUCACUUAGAAGAAUUGUGUUGACUGGAACUCCAUUACAAAAUAAUUUAAGAGAAUAUCAUUGUAUGGUUGAUUUUAUCCGACCAAAUUUAUUAGGAUCAAUAAAAGAGUUUACUAAUCGUUUUAUAAAUCCAAUCACUAAUGGACAAUACUCUGAUUCAACUGCAACCGAUGUAAGAUUAAUGAAGAGAAGAUCUCAUGUUUUACAUAGAAUGCUCGAAGGAUUUGUACAGAGAUUUGAUUAUAGUGUUCUUACACCCUUCUUGCCACCUAAGCAUGAAUAUGUAAUUUAUUUGAAGAUGGCUGAUAUACAAAUAGAAUUAUACCAGAAAUAUUUAUCUGAUUAUAGACAACCAGAAUUAUUUAGUAAUUACCAUAUGCUUCAAAUGGUUUGGACCCAUCCUAAAUUAUUAGCAUUAUAUUUAAAAAGAAUUGAAUCAAAACAAGAAAAACUUAAAUUAAAGAGCAUAGAAUCAGGAUUGUUAAAUGAUGAAAGUAGUGAUGUUGAAGGUAAUUCAAAUUCUGUUGAAGAAGUUGAAGUUCCCGGUUAUGAUUUGCCAAGCACUAAGAACUCAGAUAAUGCAUAUCUCAACUGGUGGAAACCAUUACUAUCAAAACCUCAAUUAGAAUCAGUUUACCCGUAUUCAAAGUUCAUAAUGAUGUUUUCAAUACUUCAAGAGUGUGAAAACAUAGGUGAUAAAGUGUUAUUAUUUAGUCAGUCUUUAUUUACUCUUGAUCUCAUUCAAGAUUUAUUAGAAAAUGCUGAAGAUAUAGAUGAUGAAGGGAGUCCUUAUGGUAAAUCUUGGAAUCAUGGAAUAGAUUUUUAUAGAAUUGAUGGUUCUACAAGUUUAAAAGCGAGAGAAGAUUGUUGUGGAAGAUUUAAUGAUGUCGAUAAUCAUAAAAUGCGUCUUUUAUUAUUGUCGACAAAAGCUUUUAAUUUAGGUAUUAAUCUAGUUGGAGCUAAUCGAGUUAUUAUUUUUGAUGUGACUUGGAAUCCGUCUCUCAAUGUUCAAAGUAUAUUUCGUGUAUUUAGAUUUGGACAGAAUAAACCAUGUUAUAUCUAUAGAUUAAUUUCUGAGGGAACAAUGGAGCAAAAAAUUUAUGAACGUCAAAUAUCAAAGUUAUCCACGGCUUUCCGUGUAGUUGACGAACAUCAAAUCGAUCGUCAUUUUAAUUUAAAAUGCCAAGAAGAACUUUAUGAAUUUGAUCCAAAUACUACCAAACCCAAAACAACAUUAAACUUACCUAAGGAUCGUUUAAUGGCUGAGUUAAUAUUGAAACAUAAAGACCUUGUAAUGGACAUACUAGAACAUGACUCAUUAUUACAAAAUAAUGAGGCAGAAGAAUUAGACGAAAAUGACAGAAAUGCAGCAUGGGAAGAUUAUGAAAAAGAAAAAAAUGGAAUUCAGACAACAAAUUUAAAUUCAACUUCAAUUAACAACUCAAAUUUAGCUGGUGGUUCAUCGCAAGCUUUCAGGUCAAACAAUGAUGAUAUACAAUUAUUCAAUUAUUUCAGAGAAGUAUUUCCUCAAGCUUCAAUGCUACAACUUAAUGAUAUGUUAAUUAAAUAUCCUCAAGCUGCAAGGCCACAUUUUCUUGAUACUUUAUCAAACGUAAAAGAUGCCCAGAAUGUUGAACAAUGAAGUACAAUUUUAUCGUUGUAUAACAAAGUUUUUCUUUUUUGUACUAAAAAUAAUUAUUUACUUUUGUAAUAUACAUAUUAUUAUUAUUUA
Aphis gossypii (cotton aphid) is the source of this 4982-nucleotide messenger RNA. Its product is annotated as transcriptional regulator ATRX homolog. Gene Ontology annotation, molecular function: ATP binding; ATP-dependent chromatin remodeler activity; ATP hydrolysis activity. Gene Ontology annotation, cellular component: nucleus. Lineage: Eukaryota; Metazoa; Arthropoda; Insecta; Hemiptera; Aphididae. The record is from RefSeq and is a predicted model, not a curated record. The transcript has 30 exons. Bases 285 to 4892 code for a protein of 1535 amino acids.